AUUCGUGCGUUGAACCUUGGAGACUUCACAUCGAGUUUGGAGGAUCAAAUCCACGUUGGGUUUUGCUACCACACAACUACAACUGUCAUCCACAAUACAAUACACGCGCUGUGUCUCUGUCUGCUUCGUUCGCUGGCUGGCUUUGUGUUUCUGUGUGUGUGUGUACGCGCCGUGUUGAUUUGGCAUAAAUUGUAAUAACUUUACAUUUAUUGUUACAAAUAAUCGUCGAGCGCUAAUAAAACGCAACUGUUAACUGUGCGCCAGCGUCGCUGCUAACGUCGUCGUCGUCGCCGUGUGCGUUGUGUGCAAGAAAAAUUUAGUUAAUUUAAAAUCAAAAGAAAGUUAACCAUAAAUUUGUGAUAUAUAUUAUUUGAAUUCGCCCCCCCGCCCUCGCCCUGUGCAGUUCUCUACGGAAAGCUUAUAAUUUAAUUGCAAUUUUUACAUAUGUAUUCGAAUACUUUGUGAAAAGAGAAAAAAGAAAAAAAAAUCAACCUCAACCAUUAAAAAAUUCAUUACAACUGUGAUUCCAAUAAAACUGGCAACUUUGCUUUAAAUAUUUUUAGCCAUUUGCAAUAACUAAUAACAAUUACAAUAACGAACUUUCCAACGCAACCUUUGAACACAUUUCACUUGGGGCCUACAACUAAAACCUAUGCAAUUGGAUGAAAACUGUAUUUGAGCCGUGUAAGAGUCAGUCACGAAGCAAGUACGAGAAAAGGCUAAUUAUUUGGACGGAAGUUAGUUAAGUAAACACAAAUACGAACUGAUUAUACAUAAUAGCAAAAACAAAUACAACGAGGCAAAUCAAAAGGAAAGGAGUCAAGAGUUGUUGGCGCCGCAGCUGCAACAGGAAAUAAACGCAACACAAAUUUCGCUGGGCGAAAGUCAACAACAACAAAAACAACAACAAACACCAAACAACUUUUAAAAUAAACACACACACUCACACAGAGUUGGUCUAGCCAGCAUGGAACGCGAGUCAAAUCCAAUGCAACCCAUGUGCCGCUCUGGAUGCGGAUUUUAUGGAAAUCCAGCCACAGAUGGUCUAUGUUCAGUUUGCUACAAGGACUCGCUUAGAAAAAAGCAACAGCCACCUGUGAGCAGCACACCUGUCUCAGUUCCAAGCCCGCAACCUAGCCCCACAUUCAGUCCGGCCAUUGCAACAACCAACACCGCACAGCCCACAGUACAGAGCUUACAACAGUCACACAAUGAUGUAAAAGAGAAAAUCACUGACGAUGCCGCUGCCGCUGCCAAAUCCAAUAGCGAAGCCAUCAUAUCGGCGACCGGUCCAAAUACUUCCACACAAGCAGCUGCCUCCGCCAGUGAGCAGGAUGACAAGGACAAGGAGGAUGACAAGGAUGCCAAAAAGAAGAAGAACCGAUGUGGUGAAUGCCGCAAGAAGGUUGGCCUGACUGGUUUCCAGUGUCGCUGUGGCGGUUUGUACUGUGCCGUGCAUCGUUAUUCCGAUAAACAUAAUUGCACAUUCGACUAUAGAGAGCAUGGUGCACAGGAGAUACGACGCAAUAAUCCGGUUGUAGUUGGCGAGAAAAUUCAAAAGAUUUGAAUUUGCGUGAGAUUGUGCCAGUAACAGUAGACGUAGAAUAACAACUACACGUUAUGAUAUAGUAUAUCCAUAUAUACAUAUGAUGAUGCAACGCCACAACAAAACAAAAAUAAUAACAACAUCAACAACAAUAUGAAACAAAACACACCACACUCACACACACACACACACACACAUAAAUAUAUAUAUAUUUAUAUAUAUAUAUAUAUAUAAAUACUAUAAAUAAUUGUAAUUGUAAUUUAAUUAUAAUGUUAACAAUAACAAGCAACAAUAGUACAGAAACGUUAACCAAAUACCACGCAAACAAGAACAACAACAAACAACGGGAACUGCACCAGCAACAACAACAUCACGGAACAACAUUCAUAAGUACGACGCAGUAGCAACAGCAACAGGACCAGCAAACAGCAACAACAAUCAACAACAACAACAGCUACAGCUACAGCAACAGCAACUUUAUCACAGACUUGAACCAGACGCGUAUCAGCGCGUUAGCAAGUACAACAAACAAUCGAAAACCGCCUUUUGCUGCUGUGUAAACUGUAUAAACUGUGACCUGGGACACUACAAAAAGCAAUCCUGAACCAUCAUUUAUUUUGUUAUUCCAAAUGCAAGUUGCAAAAUUUUUGUAUUCGAACCUUGUUCUUCGCCAACAACACAACAAGUACACACACACACACACCCACAGAACAGAACAACUAAUUGUUACAAAGUACACGAAAACCGAUAAAUUUUAUGUAGAGAACUUUUGUAAUUUGUGUUUGUAAUGUGUUGUAUGUGUAAAAAGCAAAUUAAAAAAAAAAAAUGGCAAAAAACACAAGCAAAACAACUAAAGCUAAACCACAAUCCCCAACAACAAACCGCUUAUAGAAAACAACUAUUUCAUAAUUUUUAAUUAUUGAUUAAUUAAUUAUGUAUGUACAUGUAUUACACAAAAAAAAAAGAAAAGAAGUGAAAUCUUACAAAAACAAGAAAAAACCCACAAUGUAAAAAUAAAUUCCUUUCGGCAUGUUGUCUCGCUCCGCAAGAACCUUUUAGGAAUACAGCAAGAAAACAUAAUGGCAAAGGAGUGUAUUAAAAACUAAAUACAUCAAAGUUAAUAUAUAAUUACCUAGUAAAUCAAAGCAGAAGAAUGCAGUGCAAGUUGUGCGAUUUUCAUUUAAUUAUCUUUAUUAAUUUUAUUUGGUCCCAAUCACGCAAAAUGUUACAUUUAUUUUGAACUUUUGAUUUUGAUGAAUUAUUUGUCUGUACACACAAACAUACAUAUAAUAUGCAUAUACAUUUAGAGAUAGAUGUACAUGAGAUAUAUACUUUAACAAUUCUGCUGGGUAUAUGAAAAUUGUAAACAAUGUACGCUAUGUUCAUAUGGUAAUUAAUUUGCAAAACAUGAACGAAAAUCUGCAAAUGGUCAAAUAUACACGGUUCGUCUCUAGGUUCUUAUGGCUUUAAGCGUUAUUUAGUUUUUUCUUUGGUUAUGUUAAAAAACAAACAAAAAAAACAAAAAAAAUCAACGGGCAUAUAUAAAAGAUCUUUUACUUUUGCUUUCUUCCUUUUAGUAACUACAAUUUUAUUACAAACGAAUUACAAUAACACAUAGAUAUAAAUUUUGUUGUUAGCAUUAGACAUUAUACAAGCAUAUACAAAAAACAAAAAAAAAACAAAAAUAAAAAUAUAUAAAUACAAUAAAAAGAUAAAACAAGGAAAAUGAAAAAAAUGUUGAUUCGAAAAUUGAAAUAAGUCCGAAAAACUUCAUAAAAGCCUUACCUUUUUGGCACACAGCUGUUCGAAAAAGUGAGCAAAAACAAUAAUCAAACAAUACAAGAAAUUAACUGAGUUCAAAGAAGGCAUCAUCCAAAGAAAGCAUUAUCCACGCUACUGACAACGUCCACGUUCAACUUUCGAACAAUUAUAAAAGACAGAAGGGUAGACAGACCAGGAGUAAAGCUUGUUUUGGGGGCAAUAUAAGUACAUACAUAUAUCGGUAGCUAUUGUUUUUAUUUUUUAUGUUUUUUUUUUGGAUUGGUUAGCGACUCUUUGGAUUAUACUCUGAUAAUGAUGUUGUUUUGGGGGCGCCUUCUGUAAGCGAUUUCAGAUAGAAACUUAAAGCAAUAGCAAAGCACAACCGUAUACAAACAAUAAAGAAAAGUUUCAAUAGGCAAGUCAAGAAAAUAAAAUAAAUAAAAAAAUACAAAACAAAACUGUACAAAACCAGCUACUUCAACAUACUUGUAAUAAUAUAUAAAUAAUGCGGUCGUAUAUAAAGUGUAUAAAUAAUAAUUGUAAAUUUUAAAGGGAAUACGAGCUGCACGCAAAUACAAAUAACUGAUGAAAAACGACAACCAACAAGAACAGCAAAAUUGUCAUUUUAAUUUUAAUCAAAACUUUAUUUAGUCGUUUAAAUUUAACAUUUUUGAAAUCUUUCAACUAAACUGCAAAUAAAAAAUCAAUUUACACAUACGUAUAUCAUAAUUCAAUAAACACUUUAAAAUUAAUUAGUAAAAUUGUAUGCAUUAAAGUAAACAUAUUUAAAUAUACAGACACAAAAUGAAACCUAAAAAAAAAAAAAAAAAAACAAAGCUACAAAUCUAUAAAUACCGCAAUAUCGCUUGGAUCCCCGACCUCACCGACAAAUUAUAUGGGGUGAAUAAUAGCUCAAUUUAAGCUGUUCAAUUAAAGCUAUGGGGUCUAGGUUUCUGGCCAGCUUAUUUACAAGUAGGCUUAACGAAAAAGAUAAAAAUUUACACCAAUUUUAACAAGUUCGUAAAUACGUAGUUCUCUUUUUUUGUUUUGGUUUAGAUAUAGUUUAUGAUAUUAUAGUUUGAAACGCUUUAGUGUCGUUUUAGUUGAAAUUGUGUUUAUGUUUAAUAUGAUGCAAGUGAAAAGGCAAAUAAUUACCAAUUAACUAAACUAUUUAUGUACAUACAUACAUAUACACACAUAUGCAAACAUACUAUUGUCGUAUUGUAAGCGUCAUUAAUUUUAAUUAACAGUUUUUAUUAUUAUUAUUCAAUUUCUAUUUGCUGUUCUAGUAUUCUUUAGAGUUUCAUCAUUUUUGUUGGGCGCUCUUAGUCACUUUUUGUGCUUAUAAACUUAAGAACACAACAAUCCCCACUCAAAAUCAAUCCAAUUCAAUCGACUAUUGUUCAUAUUUUGUAAUUGCUAGCAAAAUUUGACAUUUGCUUUGUUUUGAUUUAGGGCUUGUAACUUUUGUUGGCAGAUACGGAAAAAUCAUAUGUAGUAUGUAAAAACAAAAA
This is a messenger RNA of Drosophila innubila, 4821 nucleotides long. It is a transcript of the gene drn, whose product is annotated as AN1-type zinc finger protein 6. The record is from RefSeq and is a predicted model, not a curated record. The coding region runs from base 968 to 1567 and encodes 199 amino acids. Gene Ontology annotation, molecular function: zinc ion binding; DNA binding. Lineage: Eukaryota; Metazoa; Arthropoda; Insecta; Diptera; Drosophilidae. The transcript has 6 exons.